This is a messenger RNA of Chroicocephalus ridibundus (black-headed gull), 1434 nucleotides long. It is a transcript of the gene DPAGT1, whose product is annotated as dolichyl-phosphate N-acetylglucosaminephosphotransferase 1. Gene Ontology annotation, biological process: protein N-linked glycosylation; dolichol-linked oligosaccharide biosynthetic process. Gene Ontology annotation, molecular function: UDP-N-acetylglucosamine-dolichyl-phosphate N-acetylglucosaminephosphotransferase activity. Bases 141 to 1361 code for a protein of 406 amino acids. Gene Ontology annotation, cellular component: membrane. The record is from RefSeq and is a predicted model, not a curated record. The transcript has 9 exons. NCBI's taxonomy places the organism in Eukaryota, Metazoa, Chordata, Aves, Charadriiformes, Laridae.
GGCCGGCGGCCUCCGCCAGGGCCAAAGAUGGCGGCUCCCGCGCAUCCGGUACCUCCUCUCCGGCGUCCGGCUGGAAACAGGGGGCGGGAGGCGCCCGGCCCCGCUCCGCGCCCUUGGCAGGGGCAGCGCCCGCUGCGGACAUGGCGGCCUGGCCCGCCCUCCCCCUCCUCAUCAACCUCGGCGGGUCGCUGCUGGGCUUCGCGGCCACGCUGACACUGAUCCCGGCCUUCAAGGACCGCUUCCUCGCCGCCCGGCUCUUCGGCGAAGACCUCAACAAGGCCUCGCGGCGGCCCGUCCCCGAGGCGCAGGGCGUGAUCAGCGGGGCCGUGUUCCUCAUCAUCCUCUUCUGCUUCAUCCCCGUGCCCUUCCUGAGGUGCUUCGUGGAAGAGCAGUGCGCGGCCUUUCCCCACGACGAGUUCGUGGAGCUCAUCGGUUCACUCCUUGCCAUCUGCUGCAUGAUUUUCCUGGGCUUUGCAGACGACGUGCUGAACCUGCGCUGGCGCCACAAGCUCCUUCUGCCCACCAUGGCUUCCCUCCCGCUGCUGAUGGUUUACUUCACCAGCUUUGGGAACACGACCAUCGUGGUGCCGAAGCCCUUCCGGGUAUUGCUGGGCAUGCACUUGGACCUGGGUAUCCUCUACUACGUGUACAUGGGCAUGCUCGCGGUGUUCUGCACGAACGCCAUCAACAUUCUCGCCGGAAUUAACGGAAUCGAAGCAGGGCAGUCGCUGGUGAUAGCUGCUUCCAUUAUCGUGUUCAACAUUGUGGAGUUAAACGGGGAUUAUCGAGAUGAUCACAUUUUUUCUCUCUACUUCAUGAUUCCGUUUUUUUUUACCACGCUGGGGCUGUUUUACCACAACUGGUACCCGUCGCGAGCGUUCGUUGGGGACACCUUCUGCUACUUUGCUGGCAUGACUUUCGCCGUGGUGGGGAUCUUGGGGCACUUCAGCAAAACAAUGCUGCUUUUCUUCAUCCCGCAAGUGCUCAACUUCCUCUACUCCUUGCCUCAACUCUUCCAUGUCAUUCCUUGUCCCCGUCACCGGCUGCCGAGGCUCAAUCCUAGUACAGGGAAGUUGGAGAUGAGCUACUCCAAAUUCAAAACUAAGAGCCUCUCUGCCCUGGGAACAUACAUUCUGAAGGCAGUCAAGAUCCUGCACAUAGUAGAUGUGAGGAGUGGAACGGAUGAAGAUGGCGAAUACACAGAGUGCAAUAAUAUGACGCUUAUUAACUUUGUUAUAAAGCUGAUCGGACCCACCCACGAGCGAAAUCUCACACUCCUGUUGCUACUCAUUCAGGUCCUGGGCAGUACGAUUGCGUUUUCAAUCCGGUACCAACUGGUGCGUUUGUUUUAUGACGUCUGACGGGGCUGCUGGGAGCAGGGGAUAGAGUUAUACCUGCCAGUUGAUUUUCUCCAAUUGCUGACCAAAUGAUUCA